Molecule: messenger RNA, 507 nt
Organism: Coniosporium apollinis CBS 100218
Lineage: Eukaryota; Fungi; Ascomycota; Dothideomycetes
Exons: 2
Coding region: 1-507 (168 amino acids)
Source: RefSeq, a predicted model, not a curated record
AUGCACAUCCCAAAGUCACAUGCUCUCGUAGCUCUCUCUGUGUUCGCGGUCAUCUCAGAAGCUCUCCCGCUUGAUCAGCGCCUGCAGCAGCGUUCCAAUGCACCGAGGCAGGCCAAAGACUAUUCCGUUGUCAACGUCGACGGCAGCAGUUCAACGGAGACCUCAGCAGCUGCUGCUACGACUGUCGUCAACACCAUCAUAAGAACCGUCAUUCCGUACAGAGACCCGAACGUAUUCAACAAGAUCCACGUCGAGCGCAACAAGCAGUUCACUGUCCGCACCACCUCCACCUUCGAGCUCGUCACCUACAAGUCUUCCCGCCUCCGCGCUGACGUCUUCGUCUACGGUCCUGGCUCCCUCUCCAACUCCCACCCUCUCAUCUUCAGCCAUCGACAUUACGACAACAACGACUACCACGACAACUUCUUCAAUCAGCGUGGUCACUCUGCCGGCGUCAACAGUCACAGUGAUUUCUACAGCGCCGCAGCCCACAACAUCAUACUAUGA